Molecule: messenger RNA, 578 nt
Organism: Acaulospora morrowiae
Lineage: Eukaryota; Fungi; Glomeromycota; Glomeromycetes; Diversisporales; Acaulosporaceae
Source: the annotation of a GenBank genome assembly
CUCAGGCUACCUCCUUCACUGUUCAACGAUGUAGCAAUUUUGCUCGAUCUUUUGCAAAUAGAACGGUCACGAGGAUAACGAACAAUGUUUUUUCUACUGGUGAUAAUAAUAUUCAUGAAAGUAACAAUAAUUCUUAUCCGACUUCAAAUAAAUUAAAAUUUCCAAUGAUUCAAACUUCCGAAUUUGAUAUAAGAAGAAAUUAUGUUACAAGCGUCAAACGUAACCCACAAGAAGAUAUGAGCAUUGAGAUUACAGAACGGGCUGCCAAGCAACUUAAAAAUAUAGCAAAAACAGAGAACAAUCGCAAUGCUGCGUUAAGAAUAUCUGUUGAUUCUGGAGGAUGCCAUGGAUUUCAAUAUUUCUACGAUUUAACGGAUGAAUCUUCUUUCAAGGAGGAUGACGUGGUUUUUGAAAAUAAUGGUGCAACAGUAGUUGUGGAUCCAGUUUCUUUACGGAUGGUCAAAGGUUCAAAAAUAGAUUAUACAGAAGAACUAAUUGGAUCGCAAUUUCAAGUUGUUAAUAAUCCCCAGGCUUCUUCGGGUUGUGGAUGCGGCGUUAGUUUUGAGCUAAAUGGCUAA